UGACCUAUUACCAUGUGAGGCGCAAAUAAUAUUGGCUAAAGAGUUAGCACAUAUCUGCUGCCCCCUCUGUCCCCGAGCCCCUUAGCGUCUCUCUCACCCUGUAUCUACUCUCCGUCAAUCCCAUUCCCCAUAGACUCCCUUCUGCUAUGCAAAGAGACCAGCCACGCUGAAACUUCCACCUAUUUUCUAAGCCCCACCACGCCAAUGAUUUAGCAAAAAAAUAAUGUUCAACCUUGUUGGAUUAUAUGGCGGACGCGCACGGGCAACAACAAUUUGACAAGUGGUGUUUAAAAAGGAUUUAAAAGAAAGACGACAACAACAACAACAACAACAACAAGAUCAAAGAGAAACCUGGCUACACUUCCCUGAUCUGUGGAGUUUCAGCUGAAGUCACCUUCAUUUCACCAUGGCUGAGGAUGAACCACAAGGUGCAGAAGUGGAGUCUAUACACCAACCCUCUGCCCAGGGCAAUGGCUUCCUGAGAAACCUCAGCAGGCCAGUCCAGUUGGUCAUCAUCAUUGCCCUGGUCCUGUCCUGGUCUGCUGCUGGCCUGUAUCUGUUUGACUUUGUUGAUGACAACCAAAUAGCCGCUUUUCAAGAAGUAAGCACGAAUCCCCUGGCGGCAGCCAACAUGGCUGCAGAGGGGAUCAGUUACGGUACAGGCAAGCUGGCAGCCCAGGUGUCUGACGCUGUGUACAACGCUCCAGAGAAUAUACGAAACUUGGAAUUCCUAAAGUCUGGUGGUCUACUGAUGGAGGGCCUACGAGAGGGCAUGAAGGGGGCUGUGGUCACCGUUUUUGACAUCUUUGAAGAUACAAUACAUGCAGUGACAUACUAUUCAGACAAGAUAUUAACUGAAACAGCGCAUGCAAUCAAAUACGUGACAAGCAUGGCACCUAAAGAGAGCCCUCUCAGCCUGGCUACUCUGCAGUCCGGUGGUGCAGUAAUGGAGACCAUACGAGAUGGAAUGAAGACCGCUGUUGUCUUCUUCUUUGACAUCUUCGAAGGAACACUCAAUGCUGUGACCUACUAUCCUGAGAAGAUUUUGAGUGGAGCAGUCCAUGGGAUCAAAUAUGUAGGGAGUGUGGCUUAUGUGCCAAGCAUCCUUGCCGCCCCUAAAGAAUGGGUAUCAUAUCCAAUGGAUGUCAUCACAUACGCAACUGAAGGAAUCACAAACUUGAACAAAAAUGUCUUUGGCUCCGUGUCAAAUAUGUUCAAGGGCAGUGAGGACGGUGAAGAAGUAAGCUUUGAUCCCAUGAAAGUUGUGAGUGAUGCAGUCGAGGAGAUCACCGAUAGGAGGAACACCUUUUUGUCAUAUCUGUCCAACGUACUGAUGCAGGACGAAGAUGAGACACCACCAAUGACAAGGAGGAAAGGGGAAUUUUUGCCUCCAAUGGAAAAAGUUGAGGAGGCCUCUAUCCCGGACCAAGCUGACGAUGAUGAAAACAACAAUAACAACGAAGUCAGGAGGGGCAGAAGUGCGCACCUGAGACGCUACAGACUUCACUAUGACACUGAGGAGACAAGCCAAGGCUUUAAAAAAGUUCUUGAACAAGAAAAGCUAUCCAAGCAACAGAAGACAAGAGAAGAAGUAUACAAAGUCAUUCAAGAGCUGAGAGCCUCCAAGGCAGAAAAACAGGCAGUGAUGUUAAAACUUGAAGCCAGGCAGGAGGAGAAGAAGGGCAAAGAAGAGGAGACUGUAAAGGAGGUAGCAGAUGAACCAGAACAGGCUGAAGUGACUGAAGACAAAGAUGAUGGAGUGACUCCUGUUACCAGCAAACGCUGGAAAAAAGUGGAGUCUUUACAAGAGCUGAAGCCUGAAGAGGGGACUGUCACUGCUGAGAAAGAGGCUGUAAAGGAGGCAGCAGCUGAACCAGAAAAGGCCGAAGUGACUGAAGACAAAGAUGAUGGAGUGACUCCAGUUACCAGCAAACGCUGGAAGAAAGUGGAGUAUUUAAAAUAUCUGAAGCCCGAAGAGGAGACUGUCACUGCUAAGAAAGAGGCCGAAAAGGAGGCAGAAGCCGAACCAGAACAGGCUGAAGUGACUGAAGACAAAGAUGAUGGAGUGACUCCUGUGGAGUCUUUACAAGAGCUGAAGCCUGAAGAGGAGACUGUCCCUGCUGAGAAAGAAGCUGUAAAGGAGGUAGCAGCCGAACCAGAACAGGCCGAAGUGACUGAAGACAAAGAUGAUGGAGUGACUCCUGUUACCAGUAAACGCUGGAAAAAAGUGGAGUCUUUACAAGAGCUGAAGCCUGAAGAGGAGACUGAGAAAGAGGCUGUAAAGGAGGCAGCAGCUGAACCAGAACAGGCUGAAGUGACUGAAGACAAAGAUGAUGGAGUGACUCCUGUUACCAGCAAACGCUGGAAAAAAGUGGAGUCUUUACAAGAGCUGAAGCCUGAAGAGGAGACUGUCACUGCUAAGAAAGAGGCCGAAAAGGAGGCAGAAGCCGAACCAGAACAGGCUGAAGUGACUGAAGACAAAGAUGAUGGAGUGACUCCUGUGGAGUCUUUACAAGAGCUGAAGCCUGAAGAGGAGACUGUCCCUGCUGAGAAAGAAGCUGUAAAGGAGGUAGCAGCCGAACCAGAACAGGCCGAAGUGACUGAAGACAAAGAUGAUGGAGUGACUCCUGUUACCAGUAAACGCUGGAAAAAAGUGGAGUCUUUACAAGAGCUGAAGCCUGAAGAGGAGACUGAGAAAGAGGCUGAAAAGGAGGUAGCAGCCGAACCAGAACAGGCUGAAGUGACUGAAGACAAAGAUGAUGGAGUGACUCCUGUUACCAGCAAACGCUGGAAAAAAGUGGAGUCUUUACAAGAGCUGAAGCCUGAAGAGGAGACUGAGAAAGAGGCUGUAAAGGAGGUAGCAGCUGAACUAGAACAGGCUGAAGUGACUGGAGACAAAGAUGAUGGAGUGACUCCUGUUACCAGCAAAUGCUGGAAAAAAGUGGAGUUUUUACAAGAGCUGAAGCCUGAAGAGUCUGCACCUCCACCUGUACCUGUGAAGGAAAAAGAUGAACCAAAACCUGCACCCAUAAAGGUGCAAGCUAAGCCAAAAUCUGAUAAAGAGAAACCUAAAGAAGAGCCCCUUAUGGAAAAGGCCAAGUCAGAACCUGAAAAGGUCAAAGCCAAGCCGGAAUCCAUAAAGGAGAAAGUCAAACCAGAACCUAUUCACCAUAAGGAAGAAGCUAAGGUAGAACCCAAGAAAGAGAAACCUAGGCCAGAAUCUCCAAAGGCCAAGGCUAAACUUGAGCCCACAGCAGAGAAGGCAAAGCCAGAACCGAAAAAGGAGAAAGCUAAGCCUGAACCUGUAAAGGAGAAAGCUGAGCCUAAGCCCAAAAAGGAAAAGCCUACGCCUGAACCUGAAAAGGAAAAGGCUAAGAAAAAAGCUGUAAAAGAAACGGCAAAACCAGAACCCACAAAGGAGGUUAAGCCAGAAGUAAUAAAGGAGAGUGUGACAACAUCGGAAGAAAAGGCUAAGAAAGAAGCCGUGAAGGAGAAAACUGAGCCUGAACCAGCAAAGGAGAAAGCUAAAAUAGAACCCAAAGCAGUAAAAGAGAAGACUAAGCCCGAACCAGCAAAAGGAAAGGAUGAGCCAGAGCCUGUGAAGGAGAAGGCUAAGCCCAAAUCCCCCACUGUAAAGGAGAAGCCAACACCAAAAACCAUAAAGGAGAAGGCUACACCAAAGCCUGCCCCUGAGAAAGAGGAAGUAAAGAAAGAACCUGCAAAGGAAAAGGCUGAGCUUGAACCUGCAAAAGAAAAAGUGAAGCCAGAACCUUCUAAGGAGAAGGUUAAGCCAGAACUUGUAAAGGAGAAAGCUAAACCAGAACCUGCAAAGGAGAUGAUUAAACCUGUAGAGGAAAAAGACAAGCCAGAACCAACGAAGGAGAAAGAAAAGCCAGAGACUAAAGCUUUAAAGGAGAAACUAACACCAGAGCCUGUAAAGAAGGAAAAAGUUCAAAAAGAACCUGCUAAAGAGAAGAGUAAGCCAGAGACUGUAAAGGAGAAAUCUAAGCCUGAAGCUGACAAGGAGAAGGCCAAGCUUGAACCUUCGAAGGAAAAGGUGAAGGCAGAACCUUUGAAGGAGAAGGUUAAGCCCAAACCUGUCAAGGAAAAGGCUAAACCAGCACCUCCUAAAGAACAAGCUAAACCAGAACCUGCACCUGUAAAGGAGAAGCCUACACCUGAAGCUGCCCCUGUAAAGGAGAAGGUUAAGCCAGAACCUGUGAAGAAGGAAAUUAAGGCUGUACCUUUGAAAGAGAAAGCCAAGGCAGAGCUCAUUAAGGAAAUAGUUAAGCCAGAACCAACUAAAGAAAAAGUUAAGCCUGAACAUCCUAAGGAAAAAGCUAAGGAGGAGAUUAAGGAAGUAUCCAUGAAAGACACACCUAAGCCUGAACCAACAAAAAUAAAGACUAAGCCAGAACCUGUGAAGGAGAAGGCUAAGCCUGAACCAGCAAAGCAAAAAGCUAAACCAGCUCCUGUGAAGGAGAAAGUUAAGCCAGAACCUGUGAAGGAGAAAGUUAAGCCAGAACCUGUGAAGGAGAAGGCUAAGGCCGAACCAGCAAAGGAAAAGGCUGAACUAGAAACUGUAAAGGAGAAGGCUAAACCAGAACCUCUGAAGGAGAAAGUUAAGCCAGAACCUGUGAAGGAGAAAGCUAAACCUGAAACUGUGAAGGACAAGGCAAAACUUGAACCUGUAAAGGAAAAGGCUAAACCAGAACCUGUGAAGGAGAAAACUAAACCUGAACCUGUAAAGGACAAGGCAAAACUUGAACCUGUAAAGGAGAAGGCUAAAGCAGAACCUGUGAAGGAGAAAGUUAAGCCAGAACCUGUGAAGGAGAAGGCUAAACCUGAACCUGUGAAGGACAAGGCUAAACUUGAACCUGUGAAGGAGAAGGCUAAAGCAGAACCCACACCUGUAAAGGUGAAGGCAAAGCCAGAACCUGUGAAGGAGAAGGUUCAACCAGAACCUGUGAAGGAGAAGGCUAAACCACAAACUGUGAAGGCUAAACCUGAACCAGAAAAGGAAAAGGCUAAGAUGGAACCUGUGAAGGAGAAAUCUAAGCCACAACAUGUGAAGGAAAAGGCUACACCAGAAGAUGUGAAGGAUACAGCUAAAUCAGAACCUGUGAAGGAAAAGGCUAAACCAGAACCUGUGAAGGAUAAGGCUAAACCAGAACGUGUGAUGGAAAAGGCUAAACCAGAACCUGUGAAGGAUAAGGCUAAACCAGAACCCACACCUGUAAAAGAGAAGGCUACGCCCAGAGCUGUGAAGGAAAAGGCUAAACCAGAACCUGUGAAGGAAAAGACUAAACCAGAACCUACACCCACAAAGGAGAAGACUAAGCCUGAACCUGUCAAGCAAAAGGCUAAGUCAGAACUUGUGAAGGAGAAAUCUAAGGCAGAACCUGUAAAAGCUAAGCCAGAACCUGUGAAGGAAAAGGCUAAACCAGAACCCAAACCUGCAAAAGAGAAAGCUAAGCUUGAACCUGUGAAGGAGAAAGCCAAACCAGAACCUGUAAAAGCUAAGCCUGAACCUGUCAAGGAGAAAGCUAAACCUGAACCUGUGAAGGACAAGGCAAAACUUGAAGCCGUAAAGGAGAAGGCUAAACCAGAACCUGUGAAGGAGAAAGCUAAACCAGCCAAAAAAGUGAAAGAGCCUGAGGAACCAACGGAAAAGGCCAAAGCAGUUCCUGCUGUAAAAGCACCUGAUGUUCCAAAAGAAAAAGCCAAACCUGAAAAGAAAGAGCCCAAGGUCCCAGAGAAGGAAACCAAACCAGCAAAGAAAAAACGUGAGGCACCGAAGGAGAAGGCCAAGCCAACGCCAGCAGUAAAAGAACCCAAGGUUCCAGAGGUCAAGGCCAAACCAGGCAAGAAAGAAGCUGAGGUUCCUAAAGAGAAAGCUAAGCCAACAGCGCCUGUGAAAGAACCAAAGGGAAAACCACAAAUGCUGCCAAAAAUAGUUCUUCCAGUACCAAAAGCUAGACCAGCACCUGCAACAAUAGAAUCUCUGAAAAACAUCACAAAAACAAUUCCAGUAAAGAAAGAACCUGAACCUCCAAAAGAGAAGGCCAAACCAGCUACAAAAGAGCCUGAACCUCCGGAGGAGAAGGACAAACCAGCUAAGAAAGCAGAACCUGAGGUUCCAAAGGAGAAAACCAAACCAGUCACUAAAGCAGAACCUGAGGUUCCAAAGGAGAAAGCCAAACCAGUCAUUAAAGAACCUGAGGUUCCAAAGGAGAAAGCCAAACUAGUCAUUAAAGAGCCUGAACCUCCAAAAGAGAAGGCCAAACAAGCUAAAGAGUCUGAACCUCCAAAGGAGAAAGCCAAACCAGCUAAGAAAGAACCUGAGGUUCCAAAGGAGAAAGCCAAGCCAUUAAAAGAACCUGAACCUCCAAAGGAGAAGGCCAAACCAGCCCAGAAAGAACCGGAGGUUUCAAAGGAGAAAGCCAAACCAGCCAAGAAAGAACCUGAGGUUCCAAAGGAGAAAACCAAACCAGUCACUAAAGCAGAACCUGAGGUUCCAAAGGAGAAAGCCAAACCAGUCAUUAAAGAACCUGAGGUUCCAAAGGAGAAAGCCAAACCAGUCAUUAAAGAACCUGAGGUUCCAAAGGAGAAAGCCAAACCAGUCAUUAAAGAGCCUGAACCUCCAAAAGAGAAGGCCAAACAAGCUAAAGAGUCUGAACCUCCAAAGGAGAAAGCCAAACCAGCUAAGAAAGAACCUGAGGUUCCAAAGGAGAAAGCCAAGCCAUUAAAAGAACCUGAACCUCCAAAGGAGAAGGCCAAACCAGCCCAGAAAGAACCGGAGGUUUCAAAGGAGAAAGCCAAACCAGCCAAGAAAGAACCUGAGGUUCCAAAGGAGAAAGCCAAACCAGUCGUAAAAGAACCUGAGGUUCCAAAGGAGAAACCAAAGCCAUUAAAAGAGCCAGAACCUCCCAAGGAGAAGGCCAAACCAGCCCAGAAAGAGCCUGAACCUCCAAAGGAGAAGGCCAAACCAGCUAAGAAAGAACCUGAACCUCCAAAGGAGAAAGCCAAACCAGCCAAGAAAGCAGAACCUGAAGUUCCUGAGGAGAAAGCUAAACCAGUCGUAAAAGAACCUGAGGUUCCAAAGAAGGAAACUAAGCCCUUAAAAGAGCCUCAACCUUCCAAGGAGAAGGCCAAACCAGCUCCGAAAGAGUCUGAACCUCCAAAGGAGAAGGCCAAACCAGCCAAGAAAGAACCUGAGGUUCCAAAGGAGAAAGUCAAACUAGUCAUAAAAGAACCUGAGGUUCCAAAGGUGAAAGCCAAGCCAGCUUUAAAAGAGCCUGAACCUCCAAAGGAGAAGGCCAAACCAGCCAAGAAAGAACCCGAGAUUCCAAAGGAGAAAGCCAAACCUGCACCAGGAAAGAAAGAAGCUGAAGUUCCAAAAGUGAGAGCUAAGCCAGAUCCACCAGCGAAAGAACCUGAGUUGCCAAAGGAGAAGGCUAAACCUGCUAAGAAAGACCAAGAAGUUCCAAAGGCGAUAGUCAAGCCUGCCCCAGCAGUAAAAGAACCAGCACCACCCAAGGAGAAGGCCAAACCAGCUAGGAAAGAAGCUGAGGUUUCAAAGGAGAAAAUCCAACCGGCAAAGAAGGAACCCGAGGCUCCAAAGGAAAAAGCAAAACCUGAACCAAGCAAGAAAGAAUUUGAUUCUCUGAAAAAUAUUACAAAAGCAACACCACCAAAGAGAGAACGCAAAGUUAUUAUGGAGAAAGCUAAACCAGCCAAAAAAGAACCAGUGGUGCUGAAAGAAAAACCAAAACAUAUACCAGUGGUUAAAGAAGUGGAGAUUCCAAAGAAGGCUAAACCCACAAAGAAAGAGCCCGAGGCACCAGUAGAAGCUGUUGUACCAGCACUUACAAAGGAAGAACCAGCCACACUAGACGGCCUUGGAGUGGAGGAGGAGGACGACAUCCCUUACUUCCAGUGCUUCUUUGUGGACGAAGACGACACGCACUACCCGUUCUUCCCUUUCUCGCCACCGCAAUUGUGAGACUACCCCAUCCACGGAUGACCAUGGAGGUCUCGGGACUUGUGGAAGUAGCUUGGUGGAGCGUCAAGUCACAUGAUUACCUUUAUCGCUGGACUGGGCUGUGCGAUAGCAACCACUGGUACGACACGUCUAACACGACGGCUGGUGUCCUUCAGCAAAACUGCUAAUGACAAAUGGUGGUAACAGUUUUGUUUGUAUGCCUCAGUAUGCUUUUAACAGACCACGGAAGCAGGAGAGACCAUCUUUUUCCUUAGUGUUGUAAAGAUCUUAAACAUUAAUUGUUUUAGUAUAUUAGAAAAGCGUUUGUUUAGUUGUUACAGUAGAGGUCAGGAUGUCCUUAAUGUUUAAAUAAAAGCCUUAGCCAUGUCUUACUUGAAUCAUGACAUGUGUCUUGACAAUGGCUAAAUAGUUUCAACGUAAGUCUGCACAUGUAGCUAUAUUAGUUUUUGUGCUGUGCAACAUUUAGUCAUAAAAUGUUUAAGCAAUUUUGAAAACACUAACAAAAGUUGGAAACAUUGAAGUUGAGGGAUCUGAACGAGCAGCAAAAGAGCAAAGCUGCGUGAUCCAGGGGCCCCUUUCUGCGUCCACUGCUCAUUCCCGCUCAGACCAGGAGAGGGUGACGCUAUGACUGCGAAAGAGCUACCGUAGGUGUCUAUCGACCACCAUAUUAUUACUACCUGACCACCCCUUUGUGGGUGUAUAUAUAACAGUAUGUCUGUGUCUACACAGAUUAAGAAGUCUUAUGUCAACAUCUAACGAUAGGAUAACUGUCGACAUGCUCCUCAUUUUGAUAGGGUGCUGAUUCAAAGCAUUCCAUUAUAUUAGCUGUCAGAAUGAGGUUUUCUUUUUUUGAUAUUGUUUUUUUUUUUAAUUUCCUUUCUUUUGUCCUCACAGAGUUUCAAUCGACUUGAAGUUAUAUUUAACAAAUUCACACGUUUCUGAGGUCAUUGUUUUUUCUUUUUUGUAAACACAAGCAAUGUUUUUUUUUUUGAGUAUAGUAUCUUGAGCCUUUGAAAAUAAGGAGGCAGCAAAACAACUCAUUUCAUCACAUAAUAAUAUCAAGGCCAUAUUUCUGACCUUGUUGGUUAAGCUGCACAAACUUCCUGUUUCAUGAUUCAUAUUUUUUUUUUUUCAAAUUGCAACUGAUGCAACAAUUUAAGAAAUCUGAAAUUUAACAGAUAGGACUGAUAUAUUUCUUGUAAAAAAAACUCUAGGAAUGCGCAGCAUGUGGUAGAAACCAGGUCUGGGGGAGUAAAGUCUUUUUUUUCAAACCCACAGACCAAAUGUCAUCUAGAACUAAUAUACCGGUAAACAUUUUAAAACACAUUAAAACACAUUUUUAAGCACAUUAUAACACAUUUUUAAUUGUAAAGUUGCAUAUGUAAGAAAGAAAUAGAAAUACUUAAUUAUGAUAUCAAUAUUUUAUAUAUUAUACUUUUUAUUUUUAUAAUAUCUUAUAAGGAGUCCUGUUCAGAAUAUACUAUUUUGCCUUUUUCCAAGGACAUAUCUCAAAGCUAGAUUUGAUGAUUUUGCUAAUGUUGAGAUUUUAUUAGCCAACAAGAAAAUACUUUCAAUUCAAGUAAUGUUUGGUCUCAAUGGCCUAAUUAUGGAGAUAACCAAUGGGCCUAACAUUGAGAUAUAUAGCCUAUAUUCUUUUUUGCUUUUUUUGUUUGUUUGUUUUUGUUUUUCAAUGAGAACAAAAGUCAUAAUUAAUUUAAUCCAUCAAAUCUAAGAAGUAUUUAGUUAUUUUCAUUCUUUCUAUUUUACUCUAUUCUACAAAGCAAAUGAGGUGACAAUUAAAUGAGGUCACAUUGUGAGCACAAUAGCGCUUUAUAGAAUUAGAGCAUGAAAUGCGAACUCUGUUCACUCUUCCUGUGUCCCUGUGCCGCACCGUAGCGUAAACCAGUGGCUCCCAAACUUUCCAUGGCAGGUCACCCUUUGACAAUGACAAGAAAUAAUGAAUGAACUACUUUUCAGUUCCAGCCCCUAACCCAACUUGUUAGCUUCCAAACCGAUUUAUUUUUGGUCAAAAUGCUCAACAUCUAAUUAAAAAUAUAAUUCAACAUCUGGACCAUGAACCAGAAUGGAGCCGAUUCUCUGUUGUCGGAAGAGGCCUAUUUGGGAACCACUGAUUUAGACAAUACACUGUUACAGCAUACUGAUGAUGCAGUCAUUUGCUUUUGGUAGUUGCCCACCCAAUAACAACACAGUAUUGUGAGAUUUUAGAGGGCAUGUAGGCAUACAAGGUAUCAAAUAACAGGGACCAUACAGUGAAUGUAUUAGCCUACAUUGAGACAGCCACUUAUGAUAGUGCAAAUCACUGGUCAGGUCAAUUUGACUCUUUAUAUAUAUUUUUUAAAUCUUUUUUUCUUUUUAAAUUCAUUUCUGUUUUUGUAUUCAUUCUUAUAAGGACAUAAUCAUUAAAUGGUGUUUGCCAGGUCAUGACUGCUCAUGUCCAGAGCGAAUGUGUCAUCCUGACACAGCCCAUAUCGGACCUGUGCUGUGCGUCCACAAACAAAGGCAAAAACAAACAUGGCUGCUAGCAAAAUAUGACACGGUAAUGCUAACGGUUUGUGGUUUUCAACAGAUUCAGGAUAGCAUUUUGACGGCCGUGACAUGGUGGGCGUACAGGACAUACCAUCACAGUCUAUGUGUAUCUGAGUAUUCCCCUGGCGUGAAACUAGCUAACUUACAUGUCUUUGAUCACUUAAACAUACAGAGGACAUCAACAUGCAAAAUGCAUUUUGAACUCAUAAAUCAAUGCAAGUGAAACAAAGAGUGCUAGAGAGCUGGAUGUCCAUAUGGUGAAUAUCUGUGCAUAAGCGACACCAAACCGUUGAUGCCAUGACAAUGUCCUUGUUGUAGCCCUCAAUGUUAAUCUUUACAGAUUUUGUUUACACAACUGUAUGAGAAAACGUUCAGACGGAUAUGUUUACACAACUGUAUGAGAAAACGUUCAGACGGAUUUGUUUACAUCGCCUCAACAGAGUAUUUGCUCACAGUAGCCUACUGGAUGAAAUACCGAGAAAAAAUGGUCUGAUGUUAGACUAGGCUACACUAUCUUGUUGUUAUCAUACGGUUAGACUACACUAUCUUGUUUAUUGUUAUCAUACGGUUAAACUACACUUAGACUACACUAUCUUGUUUAUUGUUAUCAUACGGUUAGACUACACUAUCUUGUUUAUUGUUAUCAUACGGUUAGACUACACUAUCUUGUUUAUUGUUAUAACGGUCAUUUACACAUUUUGUGAAUAUCAAAUUAAUAGAGUGAAAACAUUAUGGUUGUGAUGUUACAAUAAUGUUUAGUGUUGUUGAUGUAUUAUUAAGACUAAGUGGGGACAGGCCAAGGCCAAGAUCACUCUGUCGAGACAUUAUGUCAUGCAGACACUUGAAGGAUGAGCAUGUUGAUAGCGCUAUACUGAAUGUUGUGCUAACUUUCUGACCAGUGGUCAACUGAAUGGUCUCGUACUAUGUCUGAAAUGUAUGAAAAAAGCAUAUCUUAUGUUGUCAUGGAAAGUCUGAUUAUACAUAGGAGCAUGUUUUUCAACAACCGUGCUUACUUAUUUUAUGGCUUUUGUGCCAGUUUAGACACACUACUGAUGUACGAUUUUAAAUGAUCAUGGCAGGCUACUUGGAGUAUUUGAACAAGUGGCCUAACCAACUGCAUGGUGUGAUAAUUUUGUGCUUUUAAACGUGCUAGCCAACUGAGUUAAAGUAUUACUAGAAUCAGGUGUGUUUAAACUGGAGUAAUGUGUAUAAUUACUGUUUGCAGCGAUUUACAGAGAAUAAUCCAGGGAUUAGUGUUCAGCAUUUUAAUGAUUCUGAUUCUUGUAUCCUUUUGUGUGAAAUAUUUGCCAUAUUAUAAUAAAAUAUAAUAUUACAAUAUUUAGAUCCACUGAGAUACUGUACCAUUGGUGCCCAUAGUUUUUCUUUGGGCAUUUAGCUUAGUCAAAAUGUUUUGGCAUUGUACUGUAUGUUGCAUACAAAUUCAGUAUACUCCGAUUGCAACCGUAUGUCUUAUAAGUACAUACAAUAUGUACAAUAAGGAUGAUUAUUGUAUGUACAAUAAGGAUGAUUAUUGUACAUCCCUCCUUCAGAUCUUCACAUUUCGGAAGAUCAUUUAGCAAGAUCUCCUUACACGUAAAGAUUGAUUUAUACUGGUGUGAUAGACAGUGCAUGUAGCCUGCAUGUUGCAAUAGCAAGUACAAGAUUUGUGGUAAGGCUUAUGGUCACUUCAAUAAUUGUCCUACAAGUGCCAUACUGUCUAAAUUCAAAUUCAAUCGGGUUUCAUCAGUUGUAAUUAUUGCACUUUAUAUGCCAGCUUGGACCUGCCUGUUUAUAUGCCAGCUUGGACCUGCCUGUUGCAAUGGGGCUAGUUGCCUCCCCACUUCAUGUAAACUCAUGUAUUUGACUCCCCCUUUGAAAAGCAAGAAUCAGAACUUCACAUCAUAUUUAAUACUGAGUAAUGUUGUUGAUUUAACUCAUUAGUAGAGUUAUGGCUAUUUAGAAAUCUGUCAGAUAUGUCUAAUAAAUGUCUCUGUAGUGAAAAU
Molecule: messenger RNA, 12555 nt
Organism: Alosa sapidissima (American shad)
Lineage: Eukaryota; Metazoa; Chordata; Actinopteri; Clupeiformes; Clupeidae
Product: titin
Exons: 78
Coding region: 407-8005 (2532 amino acids)
Cellular component (GO): sarcoplasmic reticulum; membrane
Molecular function (GO): signaling receptor binding
Source: RefSeq, a predicted model, not a curated record